Molecule: messenger RNA, 1857 nt
Organism: Cyclocybe aegerita
Lineage: Eukaryota; Fungi; Basidiomycota; Agaricomycetes; Agaricales; Hemipholiotaceae
Source: the annotation of a GenBank genome assembly
AUGAAGCUCUCUGACCAGAUUAAAGCACAAGAUCCAUACCACCCCUUUUACACGUUCGAAUUCUUCCCCCCACGCACGGAUCAGGGGUUUGAGAAUCUCGUGUCCCGUAUUUCGCGACUGUCUACUCUGAAUCCGUUGGCACUGAGCGUGACAUGGGGCGCUGGUGGUUCAACCAAAGAUCGGAGUCUCGAGCUUGCUGGGCUCACUCAAGGCAAUGGAUUCAAUACUAUUCUUCAUUUAACAUGCACAAACAUGGAGAUGGGUCUCGUCGACGAGGUCUUGAAGGCUGUGAAAGAUCAAGGCAUCAAAAAUAUUCUUGCUUUGCGCGGAGAUCCGCCACGAGGAGAGGAGGAGUGGAUCGCUUCAGAUCCACGCUUUACUCGGGCUGCCGAUCUGGUCUCCUACAUACGCUCUGUGCCGGAAUAUUCGUCAUGGUUUUGCAUCGGCGUAGCGGGCUAUCCUGAUGGACAUGCAGACAGCCUCGUAGAAGAGGACACAGAAAUCGGGCGCCUAAAAGAGAAGGUUGAUGCCGGUGCCGACUUCAUUAUCACGCAGCUUUUCUACGACGUAGAUCAAUUUCUCUCUUGGUACAAGAAAGUCCGACAGAGAGGUAUCAGGGUACCGGUCAUUCCUGGGAUCAUGCCUAUCCAGACCUACUCUUCCUUCGCGAGAGUCACAAAAUUAUGCGGGGCCAGAGUACCUGAUCCUGUGUCCCAUGCUUUGGCAGCCAUCGGACAUGACGACCAACUAGUGAAGGACUUUGGUGUAAAUCUCGCCGUAGAUAUGAUCUCAAGGUUAAGAGCGGAAGGCGGCAUUUCUGGAUUCCACUUUUGCACGCUGAACCUAGAGAAAAGUGUCCAACGCGUACUAGAAAACCUCGGAUGGGCGGGCCUCCCAACCAUCGCUCCAAAUAAGCUUAUAGUCGAAACCCCAGCACCCGGCACCCCGACGCAUCCUGCACCACAUGUCGAUCUGACUGUACUGACCACGCCUACUCUUGCCACCACUUUGGCGACACAGAGUCUGUCGGCGACCUCCUUGACGGAUGGUGAGGCUGGUCGCGGAGAGCUGAACAACGCCGCCAGCUGGGACGACUUCCCGAAUGGUCGUUUUGGGGACUUCAAGAGUCCUGCGUUUGGAAACCAAGACCUCUGGGGCGGUUCUGGUAUUUCGAGAAAUGAAGCUCUGGCUCAGUGGGGUCAUCCAAAGGAGCUGGAAGACUUGACACGGAUCUUCCUCGACUAUCUUCACUCGAAGAUCCCAACGACGCCACUUUCUCCUACGCCGCUGUCUCCCGAGUCACUUAUGAUCCUGAAACAUCUUGAAAAGCUGACAGAACGCGGCUGGUGGACUGUUGGUUCGCAACCAGCCAUCAGCGGUGCCAGUUCGUCUGAUUCCGUGGUGGGGUGGGGUCCUCGGUCGGGAUAUGUGUUCCAGAAAUGCUUUGUAGAGUUCUUCUGUGAGACGAGCGACGUGGAGGCGAUCGAAGAACUGGUUCGUGAGCGAGGAGGAGGUUGGGUCCAUUAUUUUGCAUCCAAUAAUGAGGGUGAAUGCCGUAGUAAUGUCCCGGCAGACGGGAGGAAUGCGGUCACUUGGGGUGUUUUCCCUGGCAAAGAGAUCAUCCAAACCACAAUCAUUGAGAAAGCGUCGUUCCUGUCGUGGAAGGAAGAGGCGUUUUUCAUCUGGUCCGAGUGGGCAUCGUUUUAUCGACCUGGGUCUGCAGAAAGAAAGCUGCUAGAAGGCGUGAGGGAUAACCGGUGGUUGGUGAGCUUGGUCCAUCAUGACUAUAAGAACACAGAGGCGCUUUGGACCUUCUUGUUUGAAGAUGGAAAAUGUGUCGCAAACGGUGUUCAAUAA